AUGCGCUACUCGACCGCCUUCUCCGCCGCCAUUCUGGCUGGCUCUGCGCUCGCCGCUCCCUCCUACGGUGGUUACGGCAGCCAGCACAAGCACGUCAAGAACGUCCAUGUCGUCGUUGAGACUGUCGUCAAGACUGUCUACGUCACCGAGGGCUACGAGAUCCCCAAGCCUACCAGCUCCUCCGUCAGCGCUGCGUACGAGGCCCCGGCCAAGAACACCAUGCCCGCCUACGCUCCCGUCAAGCCCACCAGCACUGCCGUCUACGCUCCUCCCCCUCCCCCUGCGCCCACCAGCGAGGCGCCCAAGCCCACCACCACCAUGGUCUACCAGCCCGCUCCUCAGAAGCCCACCACCUACGACGCUCCUCCUCCCCCUGCUCCUACCAGCGAGGCUCCCAAGCCAACCACGACCCCCGCUGCUCCCGCUCCUUCCAGCGGUGGAUACAUGGGCAUUGUCGAGGAGGCGCGUGCCAAGCUCGGCAUGAAGUCUCUCGAGUGCGACACCAAGCUCGAGGCCAACGCCAUGAACGUCGUUGUUGAGGGCAACGGUGUCAUGAAGCACAAGCUCAACCCCGGCACUUACGGCCAGGUCCUUGCCCCCGGAAAGCCCGACAUGGAGUCUUUCGACCACGUCUUCUACGGUGGAUGGCUCUGCGAGAUCCCCAGCCUGCCCGGCCUCCAGGAUGUCUGCGGCAGCGCGUCCAAGGGCUGGAACUACGAGGGCCAGACCGGCCACGCUGAGAUCCUCACUUCCGACCAGUACACCAAGAUUGGAUGUGCUAACCACGAGGGUAUCUGGUGCUGCGACCUUGCAUAA
Messenger RNA from Alternaria ventricosa, 816 nucleotides. RefSeq lists its product as uncharacterized. Bases 1 to 816 code for a protein of 271 amino acids. The record is from RefSeq and is a predicted model, not a curated record. Lineage: Eukaryota; Fungi; Ascomycota; Dothideomycetes; Pleosporales; Pleosporaceae. The transcript has a single exon.